Molecule: messenger RNA, 505 nt
Organism: Paramecium tetraurelia
Lineage: Eukaryota; Ciliophora; Oligohymenophorea; Peniculida; Parameciidae
Exons: 2
Source: RefSeq, a predicted model, not a curated record
AUGCCCAUUCUCGCUGAUUUAAAAUAUUAAGUUGAACUAUAAAUGAAGAAACAAUAGUCUAAUAGAGUUGGUCCAAGUCCGAAAGAGAAGGUGAUGUUCCUCACGCGUGUUUUGUAUGAGAAAAAGUCUUUAAAAGAAGCUUGCCAAGAAUUAUAAAUGUCUUACUCCUGGGGUAAGGCCAUAUGGUCUGAACACAUAUCCCAAUAUAAUAAAUCAAAAAAACUAUAUAAAAAAAAUGAUUCUCCCAAAACUCCUCCCAGCGAAACAGAAUAAGUGACAAAGAAGGUUGCGGGCGUCAAAAUCCUCCAAAAGGGACAACACAUUGCGAAGCAAUUUCACAUCCAAGUGCUCAUUCACGGAAACCCCAUCAAGACAAAAGCUACGGAUUGAGAAUGGAAGGCAAGCUGGAUUUUGCUUUCUUUUGUUUUUCUUAAUUCAUGCUUUUCUAAGCUAAUUCUCCUUCUGGAGAAUUUGAUUUGGAAUUGCAUAAUUAUAUAAAAAUUUC